AUGUCCAACAUCAUCGCCUGGCUGGUCCCGACGGCGCGCAACUCCACCGCCGACAAGGCAACCCACCUCCCCUCCAACAUCUCCCGCACCGUCCUCACAACUUCAUCUCAAACCCUCACCUCGCGUCUCCCAAACCUCCUCACCAGCCGUCCUCCCCGCGCCAUCCAACUCACAUUCGACGCGGCCCCAAAGCGUCCCGGCUCCUUCGUCCUCGGUACAGACCCAGCAUCCUGCGAUGUUGUUCUCCCGCCGAUGGAGGGUGUUGACGCGCGACACUGCGAGUUGAGCUUUGACGCCGAGGGAAGACUUGUUCUCAAUGACUUUUCUGAGAGAGGAACGCAGGUCUGGUAUGACUGGGAGAGCAACGGCGAUCAGACAGACUACACAUGGAUCCUAAGCUCAGGCUCUCAACACGGAUUCCCGAGUACAGUGCAGCGCAUCACGGUGGACAUCCAAGGCGUGCGGUUCCAGAUCGUCGUAAACGACCACUCAGACGACUGGGACGCGUAUCACGAAAAGGUGGACGAGUUCCUGCAGCAGCCCGCAUGGACCGAGGGACUCUCAGCAGGUUGGGAUAGGGGAUCCGUCUCACCGGUAGCGCCGCUGUUCUCGACGGUACCGCUGUUUCAACACAUCUUUGUCAAGGCGUUGGGCGAGGAGCCCGUCGGGGAGGUAUACCUUUGGAAUCUGGCACGGCCGUGGGAGCCCAUGGUGAAGGCGGCGGCAUGA
Fusarium keratoplasticum is the source of this 729-nucleotide messenger RNA. RefSeq lists its product as uncharacterized. Lineage: Eukaryota; Fungi; Ascomycota; Sordariomycetes; Hypocreales; Nectriaceae. The record is from RefSeq and is a predicted model, not a curated record. The transcript has a single exon. Gene Ontology annotation, molecular function: protein binding. The coding region runs from base 1 to 729 and encodes 242 amino acids.